Molecule: messenger RNA, 348 nt
Organism: Ostreococcus lucimarinus CCE9901
Lineage: Eukaryota; Viridiplantae; Chlorophyta; Mamiellophyceae; Mamiellales; Bathycoccaceae
Exons: 1
Biological process (GO): protein folding
Cellular component (GO): prefoldin complex; cytoplasm
Molecular function (GO): protein folding chaperone
Source: RefSeq, a predicted model, not a curated record
CUGAGUCAAGAGGUGAACCUGGCGCGAGGGAAGAUUGGCGAGCUCGCGGUGAGCCUGCGCGAGCACGUCAACGUGCUCGAAAACGUCAAGAACCUGGACCCCAGUCGACGAUGCUUUCGCUCGGUGGGCGGCGUGCUCGUCGAACGGACGGUGAAGGAGGUGAUCCCGGCGGUGGAGUCGAACGCGGCGAAUCUGCGUCGAGCGAUCGAGGCGAUCAAGGAGCAGUGCGCGGUGAAGGAGGCCGAAUUGGAGGCGCUGCGAAAGAAGUAUAAAAUUCGCGUCCAGGGCGAGGACGCGAUGCCGACCGACGCGCGCGAGUCAUCGAGCGGCGGCGGUGUUUUAGCGUAG